Messenger RNA from Paramecium tetraurelia, 4419 nucleotides. RefSeq lists its product as uncharacterized. Lineage: Eukaryota; Ciliophora; Oligohymenophorea; Peniculida; Parameciidae. The record is from RefSeq and is a predicted model, not a curated record. The transcript is spliced from 2 exons.
AUGAUUCCUGCCAAUAAAUCGCCUCAGGAAGUGGAAAUAUUCUUUUGCUAUUAAUAAGCCAUUAAUAACUUAGAGUAGGGGAGAAUCAAUGAUGGGAAGGAAUAACUGAAAAAUCUGCUCCAUUCCAAGAUUGUUUAGAGUUAGGAGAACAAAACUAUUCAUUAUGCUACAUUAAUUUCAUUGGCUGAAAUAUGUGGGAGAAGCAAUGAAAUUAGAGAGAAAUGCGAAGCUCUCAGGUACUAUCAUGAAAGCAAUGCCAUCAUAGAGGAUUGUUGGGAAACCAAUAGAAAAAUGGCCAUUAUCUUUAGAUAAAUAGGUCUCAAUUUUAGAGCCUUGCACUUGACUUUGAAAGCUUUGGAGUCUUGUCAAUAGGUCCAAGGCAAAAUAAUAAUGUACUAUUAGGUUUGCUGUUUAGCAUUCUUGAUUAAUGAAGUAGAUUACUUUAAUCAGUAUCUGGAAAAGAUGCCUGAUGAAAACAAAUUGAAGUAACAACUCCUAGAAUUAGAUUAAUAUAUUAAGGAAUCGAAAACCACUUAAUUUGUGAAUGAACUUCUAGAAGAAAGAAACUAAAUCUCUAAAAAAUUAGAAUAAAUACCAAAAGAAUAUUUAAUUCUAGAUUACUUCUAUUAAGAAUAUGAAUGCGAAAUCUACAUGGAUGAAUUAGACCUCAAGAAGUUUUUUAAAAAACUCAGAAAACUAUUAAUAAAUAAUCUACACAUCGAUGAAGACACAGAAGAAAUACACUAAAGAGACAUUUCCAUACUUCUAAAGACUGUUUUCAUUGUCAAAUCGAAAAAAGAUAAACUGAUUCCACAGAACAAACCCAAAGAACAGCUUGAAAAAAAUGUUAAAUAGCGUCUGAAAUAGAAAUUAAACCUUGAUUUAAACAACAAAGAAAAAUUUUCAUUAUAAUCCAUUCUUCAGAAAGAAAAUUCCAAAUUUAUAGAAAUAAUGAAAAAAUGUGGAGUCAAUUUUGAUUCAAUCUCAAUAUAUGGCAAAAAUACCAUCUUACAUAAUUAACAAAAUUAAGAAACAGAAUAAAAGUAAACCAAGCCAGUCAAUAAUGGUUAAAUAGGACAAUAUUUAGUUUAUAAACUCUCACCUUCUAAGUUCUACUUUUUAAAUCUAAUAAACCAAUUAACUGAGCUUCUCUAUAAAUUAUCUGAUGAAUUAAACUUUGAUUAAGAAGCAGUCGAACAAGCUUAAAUUGAAUUAGUUAAAUGUUAUAUUUGGGUAUAAUACUUUAUCACUGAUUUAACUAAUGAUCCUAAAAUAGAUCUUAAAAUUCUCUAUUUAUUAUUCAAUGAAUUUAAAUAAAGAAUAAAAAAUGAAAAAAACAAAACUAAAAUGUAAACAAUCAAACUAAAAAAUUAUUAGAAACUGAUAUUAAAAUUAAAUGACAAGUUGCUAUUUUAAAUCAGCUUUAAGAAAUCUUAAAAAGACCAAUUAAUAUCUUAAACAAAGGAGUUCAAAAUGAUUAUGUCUCAAAUUCAUAAUGAAUUCAAUAUCCUAAAGAAUCUCCCAGCUUAUUGUUACAAUCAAGGUCAACUUAAUAGAAACCAAUAAUUGGCUAAACUUUUAGAAUUUUCACUCCCAGAAAUUCUAGAAUAUUGGGAAUAACCAAUUUAUUAGAUUGAAAAAGGGGAUCAAGUAUAAACACAAGUGGCUAAGAUAAAGAACUUCCUCAAAGAUGAAUCUAAAUUAUGUGACUAAAAAGAAACCUAUCUAAUUUUGAAUGCUUGCAUUAAGCAACUAUAUUAUAGGCAAACAAAAGAGUAAUGCAAAUAAACAUUCCAAUUAAUUAAACCUAUUUUUGAAUAAUUCUUUAAAUUAACCCAAAUUAAUUCGAUCAUUGCUGUUUGCUUGUUAAAAUUAACAUUUAUUUAUGGAGCCAUAGAUGAAGAAGCUAGUUAACCACUAUUACUAUUUUUAUUAUUCUAUUAUAAGAAACUACAGUCUCCAUAAAAAGAUCUUUUUUUAAUAACAACACUAUAAUUAAAAUAAAUUAAUUUAUGUAAAUUUCUAGAAACAUUUAAUUUGAAUCAACUAAUCAAAGACAUACUUGACUUAAGACAAAAGAUGAAACAAGAAUAUCAAAAUAUUUUGAGGAAUUUUACAGAAAGAUUUUAAGAUUCGAAGGAUGUUCAGUAUUAUUUACUCAAUUAUAUCGGCGAGAAGUCUGGCGUGUAUGGUCAUUGCACAGUUUAAAAAAUUUAAAUGCAUUUUGAAACGUAACCUGCUGAAAAUACAAAAACUUUAGCUCCACCUGAGAUAUAUUCAAGUGAGUCUGAGGAUGAUUACGAUUAUAUUUCUCCUUAUAAUAGAUAUUUUAAAGAUAUUAAAUUGACUAAUGAAUAGUUAACAGAACCCUUUAAAAUUGGAUCAAAUCAAUAUUAAUUUAGCAUUGAAAAAUAAAAAUACUUAUUAAGUCAUAAAUUAUCUGUCAAUUUGGGAGAUCCCAAGAUUUCUAAUCAAAUUAAAAGAGUUUCGAAAGAAUUAGUCAAACAAAUUUACUCCUUUUCCACCAAGGAUCUUAAAAAAUCAUUUAUUGUAUAUUUCUUUGAGAAUUACUAUUUCAGUCCACAUUAUGUUUAAAAAGAAUUGUUUGAAAAUGAAAUUAAAUUUAUUGGUUACUUCUUGCCAAUUUGCUAUAACAAGUUUUCAAAUAAAAAAGCAGUUCAUAAUUUUGCCAACACAGUUAUUCUAAAAAACAUUCCAAAGAAAAUAGACUCCUAAGUUUAUCAAUAUGCCACUGCAUUGAAUUAAUUGAUUUUUUCAAAGUAAUCCUAAUAGUAACCUCCCAAGCUUAAUGAGAUGAAAGAUCUAAUAGCGCAACAAAAAUUAUAGAAUGAUUAUUUGGCCAAUAUUUAUUACUUGCUAUAAUUAUCAAGAGAGGAUGAUAAAAAUAAUAUGUAUAUUUGUAUAGCAAUAGCGUUGAACGAGGUCCCUUUUUUUUGGAACUAUCUUUAUAUGAAAAUUUUCAAUCAGGCAUACAAUUAAUUAAAUCAAAAAGCAUAGCCUUAAGAGAUAGACUGGUUUAUUAGCUAAAAAAAGAUUUAAGUUCACUUAUAAAAAUUUUAAACUCUGGCUCACCUUUUCGAAUAUCGAUUCAUUAUGGAUUUGUUAAAAGCACAGCAGAGAUAACUAGAAUAUGAAAGUUAACCAAAUGAAAAAAAUUAUUAGAAAGUGCAAUAGGCAUACCAAUUUUUACUUUCUUAGAAUUAAUUUACAAUACCAAUUGAUAUUUUUGAUUUAUAACACAAUUUCAGGGCGAUUUUAUUGAUUGAAAAAAAAAUAUUACGAAAAUUAAGGAGCGUACCAAUAGAAAGAAUUAUUCAAUCAAUUACCAAUUAUUCAAGCAUUAACAAACUUAUUAUUUAAAUGAAAGAUAAAUAAAUGAAUUACUUUUAUAACUCCGCAGAGGGAGAAGUGGAAAGUAUAUCAGAUUUAUCAAUCAAUGUUUAUAAGUAUCUGAGAAGAUUCAUUUAGAGUAAUAAUGUAAAUGGUCUAUGUAAAUUACUAGAAAUUAUUGAAAUUAAAUUUCCUUUGUUGAUGGAAAACAUUAAAGAUAAUGAAGAAUUCUAAUAUAUUUUAUAGCCUGAACUAAGAUUUUAUAAGACAUAACUAUAGGAAAAAUAAAGUUAAUCAUCCAAUUAAUUUAUAAUAUCUAAAGACUUUUAAUAAAAAAUAAAUAUGGUAAUGAUGAAUUUGUGCUUGUUCUUUGAAAAAAUUAAAAUGAGGAUUGAUCGUGCUGCUCCUUAAAGAUAUGUGAUCGAAGGCAUAUAUUAUUUCUGCCAUAUAUAAUUAAACAAUAAGAAUUUGUCAAAGGAAAAGCUUGAGAACUUACUUUAAAUCAUUUCUUUAAUAUUUUCCACUUAAAAUAAGGACUUAAUAAAAUAUUACAAAAAGUAUGGGGAGGAAUAUUCCGAAUAAGAUGAAGUCUUAAGAUAAUAUUAUCAUCAUGAUCUUAUAUUUUAAUACUUAAAAUAAAAGGUAGUUAAGAUUGUUGUCAAGAUAUAUAUUUUAUCUAAAAAGUGGAAUGAGCUAGUUGAAUUACUCGAAGUUAUGCCAAAACAAUUUGAAAUAAGGGGAUAUUAAAUUUGUUUAGCUUUAAUAGAAAAUUGGAAGCUUUUGGAGGACCCCCAAUUGCUAAAAGAUGCAAUAUGUCAGAUUGAUUAUUUUCUUAAGAAAAAUAUACAGUAUUUUCAUUUGAAUGAAAAUAAAGACUAUAAUAACAUGCUUCUUAAAUUUUAUGAUACAGUUUUGAGUAAAGAAGAAAUUAUUAAGGAUGCUCAAUCAGAAAUAGAAAAGAUAUAUUAAGCCAAAAAGUUUAUGAAUAACCAAAUAAAGAUUUUAAAAAAAUUCAAGAGGGAUACUUAGUAGAAUUAAGAGCCAUAAAACUUUAUAGAAAUAGGUUGA